GGACGCUGAAUUAUUUCGUGUAAUUCAAAAAAAUAAGAAAACUAUUUAUUCAUUUAGACAUUUCUAUCAUUUUUUUAAAGUUUCGAUCAAUAUUUCCUUAGUGAUAUAUUGAAUCGCGAGUGAAUGACAAUCGCCAGGUAUCUGUAUUGAAUAAAAUAAGAUUCAUUUAAAAUGUAUACGAAAUCAAUUGUAUUUAUCACGUUGGCUUACAUCCACCUUUCUUAUUGCACUACGGAGGAUGAUGGCAGAAUGAACGUAGUGAAACCGACAGUCGACAAAGUAAUGGAAGUAAUACAGUCCGUUUCCGGCGUUGGUGGGUCAUAUAAUACUGCAGGGUCAAACUCUGGGUACGCGAAUCCGGUGAAACCUUCAGUGUCGGAAACAGUGGUACCACAACCAGGAUCAUCUACAACCACAGAACCGGUUACCACGGGCGGUUGCCCAGAGCAACCAACGCAGUCCCACCAGCCGGAAUCCUGUAGUUGUUUGUAUAGUGUCGAAAACUUUUGUGAAGGUUAAUGCUGGCCCUGUUGAUCAUCGUGAGUGAAUCUCCCAUGGUUUUCGUAAAAAAUUCAACCAAACACCCUAUACCAAGUUUUAUUUAAUAUUAUGUCAUAAUAAUCAUACUGUUUUUAUAAUUUUGUCCAAAACAGAGGACAGGCUGUGUUUCACAUUAUCCAAUAACAAUUAUUUCGAUUGUACAUUGAGUUAAAAUAUAUGGAACUUAUUUUACCUAUCUAAA
Acyrthosiphon pisum (pea aphid) is the source of this 742-nucleotide messenger RNA. RefSeq lists its product as uncharacterized. The record is from RefSeq and is marked predicted. NCBI's taxonomy places the organism in Eukaryota, Metazoa, Arthropoda, Insecta, Hemiptera, Aphididae.